AUGAAGACGACGAUCGGGCUCGUGGUCCUCGCGACCGCCGUCGCGGCGGCGGCGAUGUUCCUAUCAUCCCUCGACGACUCGCGGCGCGACGACGGCGUGCCGGUGGUAGAGAUACGUGGUGACGGCGGCUUCGAGCUGAUCCCGUUGGACGGCGGCGCCACGGGGCCCGAGAGCGUGGCGUUCCACGACGCCACCGGCGACGGCCCGUACACGGGCGUGUCGGACGGGCGGGUCCUCAGGUGGCUCCCGGCCGAGCGCCGCUGGGUCGAGCACUCGUCGUCCUGCGCGCCGGAACUGUUGGACAGCUGUAGAGGCUCUCAGGACCCGGGCCGGGAGCACGAGUGUGGGCGCCCCCUGGGCCUCAAGUUCAACAACGAGACGGGGGAGCUGUACGUCGCGGACGCGUACCAUGGGCUGAGAGUGGUCGGGCCGGAUGAUCACGUGUCCAGGCCGCUGGUGCCGGAGUGGCAAGGGAGCCGCCCGUUCAGCUUCGCCAACGGCAUCGAGAUCGACUACGAAACCGGAGCCAUCUACUUCACCGAGACCAGUACAAGGUUUCAGAGAAGGGAGUUUCUGAACAUUGUUAUAUCGGGUGACAAUACUGGUGGAUUGUUAAAAUAUGACCCAAAGAGCAAUCAAGUGGAAAUCUUGGUUGAUGGUCUAUCUUUCGCCAAUGGCUUGGCAAUGAGCACGGAUGGCACAUACUUGCUCCUAGCAGAAACCACAACCGGCAAGAUUCUAAGGUACUGGAUCAAGACACCAAAAGCUUCAACCCUAGAAGAAGUUGUGCAGCUACCUUGGUUUCCGGAUAACAUCAAGAUGAGCCCCAGAGGAGGGUUCUGGGUUGGUCUCCAUGCCAAGAGAGGGAAGAUCGCCGAGUGGUCGAUUUCUUACCCUUGGCUAAGGAGAUUGAUACUGAAGUUGCCGAUGCGGCAUGUCCAGCGUGCCUCGUGGCUCUUGAAUCGGCUUGGCCAUCAGGUUAUAGCGCUGAGAUUGAGCGAGGAUGGGAAAACAAUAGAGGCGGUUAGUGUUCACGGUGCUAUUCAAAAGGUUUUCAAGUCAGUCAGCGAGGUGGAAGAAAGGAAUGGAAGCUUAUGGAUAGGCUCUGUCAUGUCACCUUUUCUUGGAGUAUAUAGAUUGUAGAAGCAUUUGGAUUGUAUGAUUGAAUAUGCAACGUGUAUUUGCAUAUAUGGUAGUCGUUUAAUAGAGGAAAUAACAUUAUACACGUGUAUAUGUAUAUUUUUCCCACCAUAUAAUCAAAUUUAUUUGCAAUUA
Messenger RNA from Setaria italica (foxtail millet), 1275 nucleotides. RefSeq names its product protein STRICTOSIDINE SYNTHASE-LIKE 10. NCBI's taxonomy places the organism in Eukaryota, Viridiplantae, Streptophyta, Magnoliopsida, Poales, Poaceae. The transcript is spliced from 3 exons. Gene Ontology annotation, biological process: biosynthetic process. The record is from RefSeq and is a predicted model, not a curated record. Gene Ontology annotation, molecular function: strictosidine synthase activity. Bases 1 to 1143 code for a protein of 380 amino acids.